Anopheles coustani is the source of this 3699-nucleotide messenger RNA. Its product is annotated as CD109 antigen-like. NCBI's taxonomy places the organism in Eukaryota, Metazoa, Arthropoda, Insecta, Diptera, Culicidae. The record is from RefSeq and is a predicted model, not a curated record. The transcript is spliced from 6 exons. Bases 1 to 3588 code for a protein of 1195 amino acids. Gene Ontology annotation, cellular component: extracellular region. Gene Ontology annotation, molecular function: endopeptidase inhibitor activity.
AUGGUGCAGCUCAAUGCGUCGUUCAUCGACGGAGAGCAAUGUAAUGGUGGUUCGCGAGCUCGAAGACAAAUGCGAUCGCAUCAAGGCGGUGCGGAUGUGGUGCUGUUUGCGGAAAUCCCGGUCGAACAUCGGCCAAGGGUGUUGAUUCAACUGAGCCACCCUGUGUAUACGCCGGGAGAUUACGUUAAGUACCGCAUUCUACUGACGGACGGGCUGACCAGGCCGCUAGAUAAGACAACCGGGUCACUGCCGGUCACGAUAGCACUGCGGCACACCACCCAAUAUACGGUAGGCUCGUGGGUCGUUCAGCUCGAUCCCAGCGAGAUCUACAGCGGCCAGUAUCUGCUGACGGAUGAUCGUGACCUGGGAGACUGGAACCUCACCGCCACCGUCGACGGUCAGACGACGACGAAACCGUUCGAGGUUAUGCACUACUCAGCGCCGGUGCACCAGAUAUCGGUUGAGGUCGACCGGAUGGACACGUACACGAAAAAGCUGAUACUAAACAUCAAUGCCAUCUACAUUUUCGGCAAGCCAAUGCAGGGCACGAUGACGGUGACCAUCUCCGGAGGUGAUGUUCCGUUCAAUCCAAUCCAAAAAUCAAUCUCUGCGCAAGGCAGUGUCAUACUGUCCAUUGAGAUGGGGCAAAUCUUCGAUUUGCAAGAAGACGAGUUCCCAGCACCGCCUGAUGUGCGUGUGAUCUCCGUCAUCGUGACGGUGGAAACCUCGAACGGUCGCACGUAUCACUACACCAAACCGAUCACCGUUCAUCCGGACAAUCACAGGCUAACGUUACACCGAAUGGUAGGGUUCGAUCCGGAACGAAACGCCACCCUGCUGGUAAAGUUAACCCCGCUCAGUAAAAACACGAUCCUAGUCGGUCGCGAAGUAACCGUUGCCGCGCAACUGUGGGAUGAGGAUGAAAAUAUGAUUCUACGCGAAGACACCUUCACCAAAGCGGUAGAGAGAGAUGGCACGGCGGUACUGUCGGUGCCUACCACCGACUCCACCACAUCCGUAAUCUUUACCGUUCAGUACAAGGAUCUGAAAAGUUCGUUCACAUUAGAAUCCACCUACAAUCCGGAGCUAUACGCACGUAUCAUACCGGCGGAGGUCAAAGGCAGCUUGACGCUCGGUAUUGCGUCCUCCCAUCGAUUGGAAGGAUACGUGGUGGUUGUGCGGAAUCAUUCUGGCGACGUGCAGGACGAACUUGUAAUACACGAGUCGGACAACCAAGAAUCCUACUUCGAGUAUAACCUCAGCUCGGCAGGGGAUUUGAAAACCGUACACCUAUUCGCCAAGGUAAAGGACAGUGACAGGCUAGUGCAAACGUCAGUCUCCCACGAGGAACCACGGCUCCCUUACAAGCCCGACGAGUUCUUUGCCGAGUACGCAGAUCAGAUGUUCAUUACACCUUCUUCUAAACUUGAUCCCAGCGUAGCUAGCAAUCAACUGUCGGAGCAGCCGAGCACGAAAUUUAAUCAACUUCUAUUAUGGCAACACAACGUUAGUGUGGAUGCCAAAGUUGAGUUCAAAAUACCGUCCCACGUGAGCCAACUCACGGUGACGGCGUUUACGUUUAGCAACGCUACCGGACUUGACGUGGCCGUUCCGAUGCACUGGAUGCGCAAUGGCGUGGUUGAAAUCCAUCUUCACGCACCGUACUCGGCGAGAAAGCGAGAACCGGUGACGGUGGACGUGUACGUAGUGAACAAUCGCAACCGACGCAUUAACUUCUUGCUGGUGGAACUGCAGAAUAAGGCUAAUGAAUUUGAAUUUCUGAACAACUCCGGUCGAAUCGAUGCGGUGAAGAAAACGGUGUUUGGCAGCGUGGAAGCGAACCAGGUGCAACGAGUAGAAUUUCUUAUCAAACCCAAAAAGCUGGGACCGAUCGUACUGAGCGCGAUCGCGUACACAUUGGACGAUGUGUUUGCCAGGGCCGAAACCGUCCUCCGCACGGUACCCGAAAGUGAACUGAAAACGGAAACUAUUAUGCGUCCAUUCAGCAUCCAGGAUUCAGCAAUGCAGGUGUCCGAAAAGAUUUUCAUUCCACCAAUGGCCGACCGGGGCACGGAGAAAAUUACUCUGGAGCUGCGCCAUGAGCAGAAUCAAAUGGCGACCCUACCGGCGAGCCUCCUGCUAGACCCGCUCGUCCUUGCCGACCCAUUCACGAUGGCGGUGAAAGCAUCGCUCACGCUGGAUGUGUUGCGUAUGGCAGAGAUCAAUUGGCCAGAGCUGGACGCCGAGUCGAAUGCCAUGAUUACGAAGUCGCUCAACAAAAUGAAGAGUCUUGUGAAACCGGAUGGAUCAUUCGAAAUCGAGGGUUACCGUUCGGGCCCUUCCGCAGCCUGCUGGGGUACGGUCGUGGCAGCGCAAGCACUUGCUUUUGCCCAGCCCUACUCCAGGGAUACCGGCGAUGGAAGUGGAAAAAUGAUGAUCGAUACACUAGACUGGCUCAAAGGACGUCAAGCUAACGAUGGCCACUUCUGUGGGGAUGAAGUAUUCGACAAGGAGGAGCGUGUUGAAGUGGCCUCUCAUGCGCUGCUGGCAUUCUCCAGUACGGGUAAACAUUCUUGGCAGUACCUAACGGUGAUAAACAAUGUCCGGGACUACUUGCGUUCCUCGGUUAACAUUCUCAACGAUCCUUACCACGUGGCCCUUGUGGCCUACGCCAUGCAGUUUUCCGCGCGCAUCAAAACCGCCAUGGAAAGUGACGCGUACCUUAACCAAACGGUGAACUACGCACUGGAGGCAUUGUGGAUGCAGAAAAAAAUCACUCCAUCUCAGAACUAUGUGUGGUGGGAUUCACCCGCCGGCAAAAGCUUGGAAGCCACCUCGUAUACGUUACUAAUGCUGACCUCGAAGAAACUGUUGCUCGAGUCGGCCCCGCUAGUUACCUGGAUUAAACGACAAUCGUACCGAAGGAUGCCACCAGUAGUGACGCCGGAUUCGCACGUUGCUCUCCGGGCGCUUAUGUCUUACGCCGAACAUACCACCUUCCUACGCCAGCAGUAUACGGCCGUUGUGGUUGCGAAGGACAGAAGUCGUGAGAUUUAUAAUACCACCCUCGAACGGCACAGUGCGAGCCAUGUCUUAACCCUGCCACCCACCACUCGAUCGGUGAGUUUCACGAUCAAUGGAACGAUAACCGGAACGAUGCAGAUCAUCUACAGCUACAUGGAAAAUGUGGCCCAGCAUAGAAGUCGGUUUAACCUCCAGAUUGUGCGAUACGACGAGUCGACGAUGGACUAUGUGUACUGGGGCAUUUGCGUGCGCUUCCAGCCGGUGAGAACACUCGAGCGGACACGCAUGGUAACGUGUGAGUUUUCCUUCCCCAGCGGGUACAUCGUACUGGACGACAGUGUGGACGAACUGCAAGGGCUCGACGAGAUCGUGUCCGUAACAACCAGGAACGAAGAUACCGUGCUAGCCGUCACGUUCGAGGAGAUAACGGUGCAAGGACGAUGCUUCAAUGUGACCGGAUUCCGUCGAAAGCGUUUAGAUAAAGUGUUACCGGGUGAACUCAAAGUGUUCGAUGUAACCGAUCCAUCGGACGCUGCAUUCCAAAGUUUUGAUAUAGCACAUUAAAACGUUUCUGAAGACCUCAUACGAAUUUGCUCAUGUUUGGAGAAACGUUUAAGUCGUUCCAACGUUCAAAGAAAAUGAAAAGAUAGCUUUAUCUAAAGAAAAGGAAUAAAA